Messenger RNA from Zophobas morio, 585 nucleotides. RefSeq lists its product as uncharacterized. The coding region runs from base 1 to 585 and encodes 194 amino acids. The record is from RefSeq and is a predicted model, not a curated record. NCBI's taxonomy places the organism in Eukaryota, Metazoa, Arthropoda, Insecta, Coleoptera, Tenebrionidae. The transcript is spliced from 4 exons.
AUGAACAGUGAACGUGAACGUGUUAGAUCAAAAAAUUUUGAAACACAAGAAAUUUGCCUACUUGUAGAUUUGGUUAGACAAAACAAGAAGGUGAUCGAGUGCAAAGAAACUGGAAUCGUCAAUAAUAAGCAAAAGGGGAUAGCCUGGGAGAAGUCAGAAACAUUUAAUGCCAUUUCUGGUACCGUGCCUCGAACGUCCAGGAAUCUAAAAGACAAAUGGACAAAUUUAAAAAAAACCGCAGUUCGCAAUUUUGCCCACGAUAAAAAAUACGCACGAGGCACUGGCGGUGGUCCCUCCAAAGGCCCAACAGAGACGUCAGUAGACGCAACUGUCCGCGAAAUUUUGGGAGACAGAUUGACAGGUUUACCAGCGGUGUGUGAUAAUGAUGUUUUAGAUGUAGAAGAAAUAAGAAACGGAAAUGAAAUUGAGGAUUCAAUUGUCCCAGAGAUUGAAAAUGAAGAGAAUAUGGGGACGUCAAACAGCUUCUUCACAGAAAACAGUGCCUCUUCAUCACAAUUAGUUUUAGAAGAAGACGUAGUUGCACAACGGGGGGAUACGCGGGAAAAUGAAUUAGGUAAGAUAUAA